Lotus japonicus is the source of this 836-nucleotide messenger RNA. RefSeq names its product transcription elongation factor 1 homolog. Gene Ontology annotation, biological process: transcription elongation by RNA polymerase II. NCBI's taxonomy places the organism in Eukaryota, Viridiplantae, Streptophyta, Magnoliopsida, Fabales, Fabaceae. Gene Ontology annotation, molecular function: RNA polymerase II complex binding. Gene Ontology annotation, cellular component: transcription elongation factor complex. Bases 140 to 406 code for a protein of 88 amino acids. The record is from RefSeq and is a predicted model, not a curated record. The transcript has 5 exons.
AAAUUUCUUUGAAAAAAUCCUUAUAAGAGAAGGAAAAAUCUAGGGGAAAUGAAUUUGGACAUAUUUCCCUAUCUGUCGGCAAUAAUUCCCCUCUCGCACACAUCGGAUCACACGCUCUCUCAUCUUUCGGAUUUGAGCUAUGGGAAAGAGGAAGGCAAAGGCGAAGCCAGCUCCGAAGAAACGAAUGGAUAAGCUUGACACUGUCUUCAGUUGCCCUUUCUGCAAUCAUGGCUCUAGUGUUGAAUGCCGCAUUGACAUGAAGAACUUGAUAGGGGAAGCUUCUUGCGGGAUAUGCCAAGAGAGCUUUAGCACUAACAUCACAGCUUUAUCUGAGGCAAUAGACAUAUACAGUGAGUGGAUUGAUGAAUGUGAACGGGUGAACACCGUGGAAGAUGAUGGUGCUUAGCAGGGAUGCUUGGAUUCCCUGUUCUGGUGGUUGUGAAUGUAGCAGCUGGCUAACAUUAUAUCGCCUCCAACCUGUAACUAUUCAGUUCCUCUUGUGAGCACUGAGGCAACUAUGAGAUUUGCUCUUAUCUAGAAACUGCAAAUUCCCAUUAGCAUGUAAAAAAGAACAUGAGAAUAAUCGGCCUAUGUUGAUGAAGCCACAUUGAUGGGAAGCUGUUAUUGAUACUGCAUGUGUAUAUUAUUGCAGAAUGCGUGUUGUUGCAUAUGUAAAAGUAAAACUCUUAUUUCUCUCUUUCCCUUUGGGAGUGACCUGGGGAUGAAGUUCCAUGGGCUUGUGUUUUGAUUCACCUGCAGUUGACAUUUAUUUUAUUACCUAGUCACCUUUUAUGUUUGAUAUCCUCUCUUGUUCCAAUUUGUUGAAAAUUAUUGCU